CGCUGACUUCGAGUGCUCGUUUAGAUUACAACUGUGAUUUAGUUGAUCAUACAUGCUCAUCGACGGCCACAUCGUCGUCGUUGUGUGUCCCACUCGGUCUUACUCCUUCAAUUAAUCCUUCCUACGCCAUCAUUUCGACGCCCACGCCUGCGCUUUCGCCUGCCCCCACUUCGACGACGACAUUAUAACGAGCUCCACUCACCUCACACGCCCUCCUUAUCUACUCAUCAUCCAUCUCCAUCUCUUGCCUCCAUUUCCAUCUACUCUCCUCCCAUCUUACAUCGUCUUGGACCCGCAUCACUCUCCCGCCAUGGCGAACAAGAACGCCUUUAUCGGCGACGUCCCCGGGAUGUACUACGACGUCGAGCGCAAACGCUACUUUCCCCUCUCCUCGCGCCCAUCAAAAGGCGCCGAAGCCAUGGGAAUGCGCGAGCGCCCCGUCUGCGCAAAGAAGAGGAAAAACGAUGUCCCGUGGGACGUGUCCUCGAGCCGCGACGCACGGCGGCGCUUGGCGCGCGCGCUCGGUCCGCGCUCCGACGCACUCACUCGCCGCUGCACCACCGAUCGGGUGGCCAGCACCACGCUUCAUGGCAUAGCAGGGCUGUGCGACUGCCACGGGAAGAAGGUCACGAGCGUCAAGAGCUUUGGGCCAGGCGGGCUGGCCGUGACCACCGAUCGAGGGCAGGUCAUCAUCUCGUGUCCGGACGGGGACGCAUUUUCGUUUUCAGCGUGCACUGAGACGCUCCUUGGGGUACAUUGCAACGUCGCGCGAGGGACAUGGAUCUGCGUCGCCAACGGCAAUACCCCACACGUACACAGUUGGAGGAGAGAUCCGCUCAACCUCGUUCAUGUCCCUCCAGAGCAAUGGACGUUGGAUCUUCCCCAGCGUGACAUAUACACAAUGUCGUCGUUUGACAACAUUACGUCUCUCGGCCUCCCCUCCUCGAUCAACACGGUCACAACGACACACGACAAUCUCAUCCUCUCGUCGCGACGCCUCACCUCUGACCCAUGGCGAUUACAUCAGACAUCCACAGACCUGGUGUACGCGGGGUUACGCAACGGCAAUAUAAUCGUAGACGACCUGCGCACGGGGCAAAGUCGCUCAUCGGUCGUGGGCACCAUGCCACAUAAGCGUUUAGUGACGGGGUUGAGACGACUCAGUGACUCCGCAGUGCCAUACGGUCUUGUCGCCGCCGGACCAACUCAGCCGCUGCGCGAGUUUGCAGGGCACUUCAACCCCUCGAUCCCCACGAUGGGCUUUACGACGUCUCCAGAUGACACGGUCGUAUUUGCUGGCGGCUCUGACCACCGCCUAAGGGCGUGGGACAUUAUUACUGGCGAGAUGCUGCAACCGCGCAACAGUGACAGGCGAAACGCGCUCGCAUUCAAGUUCAACCAUCUGAUUGAACACAUUGACGUCUCGCCCAAUUUGACUGUGCGCACGGCGAACGCGGGCGACAUCCUUCGCUUCGAGCAUUGGGAGAGUCCUCAUGAGAUGCAGCGGUGGAGCGGCGGGGAUGACGCCCUGUAGGUUGAGUUGCAUACCUGCUUGCUCUGCCACUUGCCUGGCCCUGCCCUGCCUUGCUGGUCACCGGUCGCCCUGUCACUGUGCACCGCAUGAUGUGGGCCGAUUGGAAUCUUGCGCAUCUGUCCCUUGCACCGCAAGGGCGCGGAGCCCGUGUCGAGUUGCUCGUCUAGGCUUUGCGCCCCGCCUAUCUCGGGAGCGAGAUUGGGCCGUGCGUUAUCUGUACAUGUAGUAUUAUUGUAUAAUGAUGUAUGGGCGCAGGCCCUAGGGACGGGU
Messenger RNA from Cutaneotrichosporon oleaginosum, 1804 nucleotides. Lineage: Eukaryota; Fungi; Basidiomycota; Tremellomycetes; Trichosporonales; Trichosporonaceae. The record is from RefSeq and is a predicted model, not a curated record.